Messenger RNA from Fundulus heteroclitus (mummichog), 2703 nucleotides. It is a transcript of the gene def8, whose product is annotated as differentially expressed in FDCP 8 homolog. The coding region runs from base 174 to 1496 and encodes 440 amino acids. The transcript has 12 exons. The record is from RefSeq and is a predicted model, not a curated record. NCBI's taxonomy places the organism in Eukaryota, Metazoa, Chordata, Actinopteri, Cyprinodontiformes, Fundulidae.
GAACUUGGUCGUUUUUUUUUUUUUUUCUCGCCUUGAUGUGCAGCUGAUGACAGGGGCAAAACAACACUCGGACAGCUGCCCAUGUUAUCAACAUAUAGUCUCCACAGAACCGCGUUCAGCAGCUGCAUGUUGUCCGACGAGAACACGGCAGUGAACGGGAUGUAGCCAAUGAAAUGGAGUACGAUGAGAGACUUUCACAUUUCCGUCAAGCUCGCCUCAAUCCCUUUGAUCGCGGGGAAGAGGACGACCAUCCUGAAGGAGGGAAGGCGUCCCACAAACAUGAAGCAACUUCUGAGCUGUUCUCCGGGACCAAAACCCACAGUUCUGAUCGUACCAUGGACCUCGGUCUAGCUGAGGAUCAUUUCUCCAGACCCGUGGGUUCUUUCGUGGCCUCGGACGUGGAGCAGCUGAAACAGGCCAUAGAAGAAUGUAAGAAGAUGAUCUUGGAGCUGCCGGAGCAUUCGGAGAGGCAAAAAGACACCGUGGUCAAACUGAUCCACCUGCGACUCAAGCUGCAGGAGCUUAAGGACCCAGAGGAAGACGAGCCUAAUCUGAGAAUCAUCCUGGAGCACCGCUUUUCAAAGGAGAAGAGCAAGAGUGUGAAACAGACCUGUGACAAGUGUAGUACCAUCAUCUGGGGUCUAAUCCAGACCUGGUAUACCUGCACAGGAUGCUAUUACCGUUGCCAUAGUAAGUGCAUGAACCAGAUCACGAAGCCCUGCGUCCGGUCAAAGGUUAGCCACCAGUCUGAGUAUGAGCUGAGCAUCUGCCCAGAGAUAGGACUAGAUCGGCAGGACUACCGCUGUGCAGAGUGCCGCGCUCCUAUUUCACUGAGGGGUGUACCCAGCGAGGCCAGACAAUGCGAUUACACGGGUCAAUAUUACUGCAGCACGUGCCACUGGAACGACACGGCCAUCAUCCCAGCUCGGGUCAUCCACAACUGGGAGUUUGAGCCGCGCAAGGUCUGUCGCUCCUCCAUGCGUUACUUGACGCUCAUGAUGCCCCGACCUGUGCUGAAGCUGAAAGAAAUCAACCCGCUGCUAUUCAACUUCGUGGAGGAACUGGUUGAGAUCAGGAAACUCCGUCAUGAUAUUCUGUUGAUGAAACCCUAUUUCAUUACCUGCAAGGAGGCGAUGGAAGCUCGGCUGCUGCUUCAACUGCAGGAUCGCCAGCACUUUGUUGAGAAUGACGACAUGUACUCACUACAGGAUCUGAUUGACAUCUCCACCGGCAGGCUGAGCUGCUCCCUCACCGAGAUCCACACAACAUUUGCCAAACACAUCAAACUGGACUGCGAGCGUUGUCAGGCCAGAGGCUUUGUCUGUGAGCUUUGCAAGGAGGGAGACAUCCUGUUCCCCUUUGACAGUCACACCUCCGUGUGUCACGAGUGCUCCGCUGUCUUCCACAGAGACUGCUACUAUGACAACUCUACAACGUGUCCACGAUGUGCUCGAAUGACUGACCGCCAACAGGAUGAGGGGGAAGAAGAGAAAUGAGCUCGACUCCUGGAAGAAACACGCCGGUUGCUUUAAGUCAGCCACAUUAGGCCAAACUAGCUCCUCUUGGUCCCAAGUACAACUUGUUUUGUUGUCUUUUUCUCUUCGGUGCACUACGAUGGAAAACGCAGGAGCUAAAACGUUCAAAUCCCUGGCGUCCUGAAACGCUCCGUGUGUCUGAGGUGAUCCUGUGUUCCUGUUGGGAUAUUUGUGAUCACGGCUGCUUCUACAGGUUAACUUUUCAGUUCCCUUUACAGGAAUUUCCUAACGUCUGUUCGAAAGGAUGCCAGAAGGGCUCGGUUAUUGCUCUUCUUGCUGCGUUAUAAACAGAUUCUUUAUUACAAGAUUAUGAUGCAUUGAGCUGAAAUUCCCAGCUUCCGAUUUAUAACAUGACAAAAUGUUAACCAUUGUAAACUUCCUACACGUCAUCUUGCUUUGUAAGUUUCACAUAAAACCAGAACCAUGAGCUCAUAUAAAUGGGAAAUUACAGUUUGUAAUCCUGCAGGUUCUUUCAAAAUCAGAUUUUUUUUUAUUCAUAUCAAACUAUUAAUCAGUUUUAACAGUUUAUGGAAUAAACAAUAGUUAUAUUUACAGGGCAAACUCCUAUAUUUAUUUUCACCAUUGCUUUUACGUUUGUUUCCAUAUUUUCUGACUCUUAUCAGUCAGUGGUGGUGGGGAAAAAACAACAACUGUAAAGCUUCUAAAUAAAUUGGCUAAAAGAAAUCGAUUAAUACCAUACUCUGAAUCCAUACUAGCAGAUUAUUAACCAGAGCUUCCCUCUUCAGUACGGUUUGAACUAACGGAGCUGUCUCUGUUGUUUAAAGCUCUGAACUCAUUAGUACUUUCAGUUUUCUGGAGCUCAGUUCAGGGCGGUGUAACUAAUGAUGGACACUCCUGAACACCUCACAGCGGCUCUCAAACAUCUCGAUAUCACUGUGUUAAUGGUUUCAGUCUUAUGCUAUUGAGAACAAGUUCGGUGUAGACGUACAGUAAGUGAUAAUUUUGUGAUCAUUUUGUGAUAAUUUGAACAUAAAGUAUUUGUUUUAAAAUAUUAAUGUUGUUGGCUGUGUUAUUUUUCAGCAGCAUGAAGUACUGUAAAUAUGUUGUUUUUUUUAUGGUGAAACUAAUGAACAUACAUGACUUUGGUGAAAGUAAUGUAAAACAGCUGAUCAGUGCAUGAAUAAAUAAAGCUUUCUGGCUGAUGUUU